GCAAAUGCGUCGACUUCGCAAAACAAAAGACUGACACGAAAGAGUACCGUUUAGUGAAAUUUUAUUAAUAAAUCGUGAAAAAUGAGCCCGGAUAGAGAAGCUGAAGCAUCCGAAGACAUGCUGGAGUCCAUUGACGAGCUCAAAGAGCGGUUAUCAUCAAUGAAGAAGAUGAUGGAGGAGCGGAAAGCGGCUGGAUCCGGCACGAAGGACCUUUUUCAAGGUCACGCCAGAUCCCUCCACGGAACCAACAUGAUCGACGGGAACUUCCUCAGUUUUGUCUUCGGUGGAUCCCUGGUGGUCAUCCUAAGUGUAUCAGUAUACGCAUUUUAUAACUUGUACCAUGCAGUUUUGAAGAAAUUCCCAUCUACUCAUACAGAGUUGUGAAUGAAAAUGUAUGGUCAUGAUGGGUCAUCUAAUCAUCGGAUUGGUCCAGGUUGCAGAGCGCAGUUGUACGGUAAUCGUAUAGCUUUUACUUAUGUGCAAUAAUUGCAAGAGAAUUUCAUUCGAGAAAACCAUUUUUCAAAAUAGUUACUAUAGUAGACAAUAGUUAAAAGAUUUGUCAAUAAAUUAUUCUACGAAAUAAUAGCUGUAGAGUCACAUAAAGGCGUUGUAAUGAACCAACUGUAUUAACUAAUUAAUACCAAA
Molecule: messenger RNA, 645 nt
Organism: Ostrinia furnacalis (Asian corn borer)
Lineage: Eukaryota; Metazoa; Arthropoda; Insecta; Lepidoptera; Crambidae
Exons: 2
Coding region: 82-384 (100 amino acids)
Source: RefSeq, a predicted model, not a curated record